Messenger RNA from Brachypodium distachyon (stiff brome), 851 nucleotides. RefSeq lists its product as uncharacterized. The record is from RefSeq and is a predicted model, not a curated record. The transcript has a single exon. Lineage: Eukaryota; Viridiplantae; Streptophyta; Magnoliopsida; Poales; Poaceae. Bases 259 to 651 code for a protein of 130 amino acids.
AUCCCAUAACAUAGCAUCAAAUAAUGGAAGGAAGAAUUAAACCAACUUGCAACACGACCAUAAGAGGACGAGCUGCAUCGGGACAAAAACUUGCUGCUUAUAAAUACGCACAUGCUCCACCUCCACUACCAUCAGCACCCCUCGACAACGAGCCCCACACGCACCCAGGAAGCAAGUUAGACAGACAGACAAACGAAAACCAAAACUCAAACUCAAAGAGUAGUCAAUCAUCACAGCUCUCUUCGUCAAUCAUCAUCAAUGGGGAUGCAGAGCAACGAAGGCACGGUGAUGUUCUCCUCCAUCGCGCUGCUGCAGCAGAGGUUCAGAGAGCUGGAGAGGAUCAAGGAGAAGCGGGAGGUGAGACUUCUACAGAUUCUCACUCCCCGUGAAGCCGAACUCCUUCAGGGUGUCAGCGGUAACGCCGCCGCCGCUGCUGCUCCAAGGGAGGCGCCGGUCAGAUGGUUCUUCCACCCGGAGCUGUUGUACCCAUGCAGGCCUCUGGGUGGCACCGCUGCCUUAUUUCCAGUGGUGCCGGCAACCGCAGCUUGUGAGUGUAAAACCAUCCAGCUCCACGGCGAUUCCCUUGCAAUGGACCUGUGGCCCAGUAAGGCCUCCGGUGAAGUUGAUGUCGACACCUCACUGCACCUCUAGAUUACUACUACUGCUACUUAGAAAUGCUGUCCUAAGCUGUUGUGCUGCUAGCCUUCUCGGUCUCCUCAGUGUUACUAUCGCUGUUUUUGGUAGCCUACUAUGAUCCUCUUCUCUUUUCUUUGGUUGUAAUUGUAACAAGGGGCAGGAGGGUGGUGAGCUGUAAUUAUUGCCUGUAGUACAAUGGUGCUGGUUGUUUUCUU